AGUAGGUAGGUAUAUUAUAUACGUUAUCGUACUUAUAGGAUGCACGCGUUUUUCGGCGAGGUGUCAUUGAACGGCACUUGUCCGAAUCGCCCUAAAACUCACAAUCCCACAGGUCGAAAAUACUUAUAUAAUAUAAUAUAUAUUCAUCGUCGUCAACUCCUUCAACAGGUCCGGUUCAUGCGCCAUAGCCCAAGCAAAUAACUGCUACCAUGGUGCCAUAUCGUUGCCGUUGCGGCGGCGGGUUGAUUUCGACGUUGGUGGCUGCGGCGGUCUUCGCGUGCGGCGCGGUCGCGGGGACGAUGCAAGUCGAGUACAGCUGGGUGUACGUGGACUAUACAUUUGCCAGUCCGAAUCACCGAGAAUCGGCCAUCAACUCGGGGAAGUUCAUUCCUGAAAACUGUGUCAUACUGGACGUGGACAUAUUUCAAGGUCCACCUGAAGAUAAAAUUAUUGGUUCGAAUUCAUAUUCUGCUGUUACCAAACAACGAGUGUUUGUAAUGGUACCUCGUAUCAAGCCGGGAAAUCCUGCAUCGAUUGCAGAAGUAGUUCCAGGAGAUCGCCCAAGUUCCGUACUAUUAGCGCCAUACCCGAAUUGGAAGGCAAAUACUAUUUCGGAAGGCACGAUCAAUUGCGACGAAACGAUUGUUUCAGUAUUUAGAACCAAAAUUGAUUAUCUCGGUCGAUUUUGGGUUGUUGAUGUCGGCACAUUAGACCAAUUUGAGAUGACAGCUCGGUCCGUGUGCCCUCCAAAACUUUUGAUAUUUGACUUGAAAAAUGGCGAUAGAGUUAUAAAAACGUAUAAAUUUCCAUCGUCACAGGUAAAAGACGUUUCGUUGUUUACUAACAUCGAAAUCGAUAUCAGAGAUUCAAAGGGCCGUAAUACAUUUGCUUACAUAACCGAUACUACUGCGUAUAAACUUAUCGUGUACGAUUUUAAAAAUGACGAAAGUUGGGUGGUAGAUCAAGCAUACUUCUACCCGUACCCAAAUAAGGCUCAUUUUAAAAUUAAAGGAGUUAACUUUGACUUAAUGGAUGGAAUAUUAGGAUUAGCCUUAGGUCCUAUAAUAAAAAACGAUCGAAAAUUGUAUUUCCACGCAUUCGCUAGCAUCAGAGAAUCGUGGGUGAACACCAACACAUUGCAAAAUAAAUCGAUGUUUCAAAAUGGUUUAAUCGACGGUUCCGGUACAUUCUUUUUGUCUUCGGAAGUUAGAGAAACCCAAUCUAGUGUUGAAGUGAUGACUGACAAUGGAGUACUUAUAUACGCAUCAAUGGACAACAGUUUGGGUUGUUGGAACACCCAGGAUCCAUUUACAACUAAAUACACCCACACGAUAUAUAAGAGUGACGAAGAUUUUCAAUUUCCCAGUGGCAUGAAAAUUGUGAGCGACAAAGUGUGGGCAGUGUCAAGUCAACUUCAAAAUCAAUUCACAACUAUGGCCAAUAAUCGUAAUUCAGUCAAAUAUAGGGUGCUAGUUGGUCGAGUUGACGAAUUGAUAAAAUGCACAGGAUGCGAUAAGAGUUCGGCAUCUGUCGAUAUAAAAAUGUCAUCUAAUGUACAGAAUCUUGACCCCUCAAAAGAUCGCUUAGUAUUUAGUAGUAAAAGAGAGUAAUUAAUACGGUAAAAGAGAUGCUUGCUUGUCAUGUUUUCAUAUGAUAAUAAUUUACGACGAGAAAAACUCUUAAUUUAAUUUAUUAUACAAUCCAUAUGACCUAUAAUAAAUUGACCUCACUUCAUUAUAUAGAAUAAUAUAUAAUAAAUACUUAUUUAUAACUCGUCGCCUUCUCGUAUAGUAAUAAGUUAUUAGUUUUUACUUAUUAUACUUAUUAGCUUUCAAAUUUUAGCUAUCGUGAAUAAAAUUCUUUUUUAUCAUUAAUCUUAAAUUAAUAUUUCAAAAUAAAUAUUGUGUUUGUGUACAUAAUAUAUCUUAUAAAUAAUAAUCAAUAUUUAUUUGAUGAAAAUCAU
Messenger RNA from Metopolophium dirhodum (rose-grain aphid), 1963 nucleotides. Its product is annotated as protein yellow-like. The record is from RefSeq and is a predicted model, not a curated record. NCBI's taxonomy places the organism in Eukaryota, Metazoa, Arthropoda, Insecta, Hemiptera, Aphididae. Gene Ontology annotation, cellular component: extracellular region. Bases 210 to 1610 code for a protein of 466 amino acids. The transcript is spliced from 7 exons.